CUCAUUUUUGCAAAAAGUCGCAAGUUUGCUCCCAGCACAUCGGAGAAGGUUUUACUAACUUUUUUCGACGAUCAAAAUGUCGUACGUUGCUCGCAAAGGACCCGCCAUCUACUCUGCCCUCGGAAAAUGGGCCUAUAACAUGGCCGGUUUCAACCAGUACGGGCUCCACCGUGAUGAUUGUCUGUACGAGAACGACGACGUAAAGGAAGCGAUCCGCCGCCUGCCUGAGAAGCUGAAGGAUGAGCGCAAUUUCCGCAUUACGCGCGCCCUGCACCUUUCGAUGACGAAAACCAUUCUCCCGAAGGAACAGUGGACGAAGUACGAGGAAGAUACCAAAUACCUUGAACCGUACCUGCAGGAGGUGGUCCACGAACGUGAGGAGAAGGUUAAAUGGGAAUCGAACAAGUAAAUUGCGACGCGGUUCGAAGAAUACGCACAGCCGUGGGUUUGACCCGUGCAUUGACGAUGGGCUGUUAACAUCUUGCUUGGGUGUAGUGUAGAUUGCACCCAACCUUCCCAUCAUCACGGCCUUUGUGUAUUAUUGUGAAAAAAAACAACUUAGGAAUAAAUCAUGUACCGUUGAAACACA
Anopheles moucheti is the source of this 589-nucleotide messenger RNA. RefSeq names its product cytochrome b-c1 complex subunit 7-like. The transcript has 3 exons. NCBI's taxonomy places the organism in Eukaryota, Metazoa, Arthropoda, Insecta, Diptera, Culicidae. Bases 77 to 409 code for a protein of 110 amino acids. Gene Ontology annotation, biological process: mitochondrial electron transport, ubiquinol to cytochrome c. The record is from RefSeq and is a predicted model, not a curated record.